AUGAUUUUUUGGUUCUUGGCAAUCGUGAUAGAGAUUUAUUGCAGCAGCGGUGAAGGAUGGGGAUAUAGUGAGCAUGACGGACCACACACAUGGCCCGGUGCAUGCCAGAACCAUCAGAGACAGUCUCCGAUCAACAUCCAAGCCGACGAUAUUGAUUACGAAGUCAUCCUUGCAUUGAAUUUUGAUAAUUAUGAAAAAUCGGGAAAAGUUGAAAUAAGUAAUACGGGACGAACCUUGCUUGUAUCGGGAUUCGAAAAAUGGAAAAAAAAGCAACCAGCCAUAAAAGGCGGAGGACUUAAGCAUCGUUAUGUGUUGUCGCAGUUUCAUUUACAUUGGGGUCAAACAGAUGAUGUUGGAUCGGAACACGCUUUGGGAUCGUUGCAUUAUCCGGGAGAACUUCAUUUGGUACAUAUUCGUGAAGACUUGACACUCGAACAAGCAUUAAAAAAACCUGAUGGAAUUGCUGUGGUGGCGGUAUUUUUAGCAAAUGCUGGUGAUGUUCGUAACCUCAAUUUUGAUGUUAUUGCAAGACAUUUUCCAUCAUUGGCAUACAGAGGCAAUAAAACAAUAAUAUCUGGUUUCCAUCCGGUAAUAACAUUGCCAAGCGACACCAUAUCAUUCUACAGAUACGAAGGCAGCUUAACAACUCCUGAAUGUGAAGAGGUAGUCAUUUGGACAAUAAUGGCCGAUCCGUUACUAGUUUCCAACGAGCAGUUGUAUCAUUUGCGUCAAAUAAGAAACUCAGAAAAUUUAAUAUCAGAAAAGAACUAUCGACCAUUACAACCAAUGAAUGGCCGCCGAAUUGCAUAUCGAGCAAGAAAACUUGAUCGAUCUCAUUUCUGCACACCGCCAUCGCAUUCAUAUUCAAUCAAUAUUUUAUUGGCGUUUAUUCUACCAGUCCUGAUGAGAAUAUAA
Molecule: messenger RNA, 915 nt
Organism: Caenorhabditis bovis
Lineage: Eukaryota; Metazoa; Nematoda; Chromadorea; Rhabditida; Rhabditidae
Source: the annotation of a GenBank genome assembly